This is a messenger RNA of Pseudoliparis swirei, 5982 nucleotides long. RefSeq names its product myomesin 2a (gene myom2a). The transcript has 40 exons. Bases 87 to 5396 code for a protein of 1769 amino acids. Lineage: Eukaryota; Metazoa; Chordata; Actinopteri; Perciformes; Liparidae. The record is from RefSeq and is a predicted model, not a curated record. Gene Ontology annotation, molecular function: protein binding.
CUGGUGUUUGCCAUCAGCCUCCCAAGCGGCAUCAGGCUGCUCUUCCACUGCUCCGCGCUCUUUUAAUCUCUUUGGGUGUUCCCGUCAUGGCCUCCAAAGUCAGCGCUCGGUAUGGGCAGAAGCGCGUGGGCCAAGUCCAAAGUGACUUUGCCUGUCGCCACACGGAGUGCGCGCGCACCAAGCAGCAGACGGCAGUGAGACACAGGAAGUCCAGCUCCACCUCGGUGAGCCAGGUGCAGGUCCAGGCCAGAGAGGCGAUGGCGGAAGCAGCCUAUACCAUACCGGUGUUCCGGCAGAGGGCGGAGGGGGGGGAGGGGGGGACGGAGGAGUACGUGAGAGUGAGCAGCAACGUGGAGAAAGGACUGACGGUGAUCCAGGAGGAGCUGCACCGCAUGAGGAUGACCACCAAGGCCCAGGUGGAGAGCCUCGCCAUCCAGAGAGAGGUAAAAGAGAUGAUGUACCGGAGGGUGGAGUUGUCGGAUGAAAUCCCGAAGCUGCCGGACUUCCUGGUGGCCCUGCGGGCGCACGCCGUGUGGGAGAAGACCCCCGUGAGGCUGCUGUGCACCGUGCAGGGUCAGCCCCGCCCCCUGGUCAAGUGGUACAAGGGAGGCGUGCUGCUGGACCCGCUGAGCGCGCCCGGGAGGUACAGGAUCGAGAACAAGUACGGCGUCCAUGGCCUCAUCAUCAGCAGGUGUGUUGUGAGUGAUACUGCCGAGUACAGCGCUGUGGCCACCAACCAACAUGGCACGGCCACCAGCAAGGCUACAGUGACUGUGAAGAGACCGUCUGGAUCUGGGGAGUCCAGCUAUCUGGGUUUAGUGCCGCGCCAGACGGAGGUCCACGCCAGUAAGCUGGAGGUCAGCCUGCUGGACCGGUUCCCCGUGAGCUUCGGGGUGGAGGGCGGCUCCGUCAGCCUGGUGGUGUCCAUGGUGGUGGUGCCCGACCUGCCCAACCUGCCCCCCCUCGCCCAGUGGUUCAGAGACGACACGCUGCUGACCCCAGGUCAGCUGCUGGAGGUGACGGUGGGUGGAGGCACCGCCCGGCUGACGCUGCCCCGCCUGGCCAAGGACGACGAGGGUCUCUACACCCUCCGCAUCUUCACCAAGGACGGCACCGCGGAGCACAGCGCCUACCUCUUCGUCUCCGACGCCGCCCCCCCCGUGGCCGGGGCCCCCGGGGCCCCCAUGAGCCUGAAGGCCUUCGACGUCAACGCGGACUACGUGCUGCUGGCCUGGAAGCCGCCCAACGCCGUGAGCGAGGCGGCGGUCAGCGGGUACCUGGUGGACCGGCGCGAAUCCGGCAGCGACGCCUGGGUCCAGUGCACCGACGCCCCGGUGAAGGUGUGUAAAUACCCGGUGCACGGCCUGAAGGAGGGCGGCUCCUACCACUUCCGGGUCCGGGCCGUGAACAGCGCCGGCGUCGGCAGGGCGUCUCGCGAGACCGGCCGCGUGGUCGCGCUCGACGCCGCCGAGAACGAGCGGCUGCAAGUGAUUAAGAUCGAAGGGAAAUACGACGUGGUGAUCAGGAGCGAGGACCUGGAAGGUCACGUGACCAUCCCGGGCGAGCCCACCGACGUGCACGCGUCCGAGGUUUCUCGCUCGUACGUCGUGCUGAGCUGGACGCCGCCCAGCCCGCGGGGUCGAGCCCCGCUGAGCUACGUCAUCGAGAAGUGCUUAGCGGGCACUGGCGCGUGGCAGCGGAUCAACGCCGCCGUGCCGCUGCUCUCGCCCCGGUUCCCGGUGUUUGAUCUGCAAGACGGGCUCCGGUACCAGUUCAGGGUUUACACGGUGAACCGGCACGGGGCGAGCUGCGCCUCGGAGCCCACCGGGCCGGUUCAGAAGGAGGAGGGGGACGGUCGGGGGCGGCUGCUCGGAGUCCCCUCCGCCCCCGGCCAGGUGGUCGCCACCAGGAACACCAGGUCCUCUGUGUUCGUGCAGUGGGAGCCCCCGAAGAACCUGAAGAACCUGGUGGGGUACUACAUCGACGGCUGCGCCGCCGGCACCAAGGCCUGGUUCCCCUGCAACCACAAGCCCUUCAAGCACUGCAGGUUCGUGGUCCACGGGCUGAUCCCGGGGGAGAGAUACACGUUCCGCGUCCAGGCCGCCAACGUCUUCGGCCUCAGCGAGGAGGCCCAGGAGUCCUCGCCCAUCGCCGUGGAGCCGGCCCUCGGGUUCGGGGCGGAGUACGUUUCAGGGGCUGAAGACUUCCUGUUUCCUCCACAUGAGAAACAGCUUCAUGUUCACAGAACAACCACAACGGGUUCUCCUCACGGGUUCUCCUCACGUGUUCUCCUCACGUGUUCUCCUCACGGGUUCUCCUCACGGGUUCUCCUCACGGGUUCUCCUGGCGUGUUCUCCUCACGGGUUCUCCUCACGGGUUCUCCUCACGUGUUCUCCUCACGGAUUCUCCUCAUGGGUUCUCCUCACGUGUUCUCCUCACGUGUUCUCCUCACGUGUUCUCCUCACGGGUUCUCCUCACGUGUUCUCCUCACGGGUUCUCCUCACGGGUUCUCCUCACGGGUUCUCCUGGCGUGUUCUCCUCACGGGUUCUCCUCACGGGUUCUCCUCACGUGUUCUCCUCACGGAUUCUCCUCAUGGGUUCUCCUCACGUGUUCUCCUCACGUGUUCUCCUCACGUGUUCUCCUCACGGGUUCUCCUCACGUGUUCUCCUCACGGGUUCUCCUCACGUGUUCUCCUGACGUGUUCUCCUCACGUGUUCUCCUCGCGUGUUCUCCUCGCGUGUUCUCCUCUCCUGACGUGUUCUCCUCACGUGUUCUCCUCACGUGUUCUCCUGACGUGUUCUCCUCACGUGUUCUCCUCGCGUGUUCUCCUCACGUGUUCUCCUCGCGUGUUCUCCUCACGUGUUCUCCUCACGUGUUCUCCUGGCGUGUUCUCCUCGCGUGUUCUCCUGACGUGUUCUCCUGGCGUGUUCUCCUCGCAGCGAGCCCCAGCGCUCCCUUCGGCAUCACCCUGCUGAGCUGCGACGGCUCCUCCAUGACUCUGGCCUGGAAGAGGCCCAAACACUGCGGCGGCUCCAAGGUCACGGCCUACUACCUCGACCACCGCCACGCAGACGCCCUGCGCUGGAGGGAGGUCAACCAGGAGGCCGUCCGGGAGGAGGUCUACACUGUUGACAACCUGACUGAGGGAACCUUCUAUGAGUUUAAGAUCCAGGCCGCCAACAUGGCGGGUGUGGGCGUGGCCUCGGCCCCCAGCGCCCCCCUGAGGUGUGAAGCGUGGACCAAUGAGGAGCCAGGCCCCGCCUACAACCUGAGCUUCAGCGAGGUCAGAGGUCAGUCCCUGGUCCUCCUGUGGAAGGCCCCGGUCUACACCGGAGCCGGCGCGGUCACCGGAUAUUUGGUGGAAAUGGCCAAGAAGGGCUCGACUGAGUUCGUCUCUCUGACUCAGGAGGCGACGAGCCACCGCUACCUGCAGGUGAGCGGUCUGGAGGAGGGGGAAACCUACGUGUUCAGAGUCCGUGCCGUCAACGCUGUCGGAGCCGGGAGGGCCUCCGCGCUGUCGGAGCCGGUCUGUGCCCAAGCGCUGCCAGGCACCCAGGAGAUCGUGGCCGGCGUGGACGAGGUGACCGGAGACGUCUUCCUGUCCCUGGAGGCCUGUGAGAUCUGUGAGACCUCAAAGUUCGUCUGGUCCAAGAACUACAAAGCCAUCGGGGACUGCCCCCGGGCCGUCGCCACGGAGACGGGCCGAACCUCCCGACUGACUUUCACCAACCCGGAUAAAGACGACCUGGGCCGGUACUCCGUGGUGGUCACCGACACGGACGGCGUCUCCUCCAGCCAAACGCUGACUGAGGACGCCCUGAACACGAUGCUGGAGCUCAGCUACGCCAUCAGACAUCCCGUUGUUCCUCUGAAGCACGGCCUGAACUAUGAGAUCUUGGAGAAGGGUCACGUCCGCUUCUGGCUGCAGGCCGUGAAGCUGACGCCCGCCGUGUCCUACAGGUUCAUCGUCAACGACAAGGAGGUCAAAACCGGCGAGGGCAUGAAGAUCAGCCACGACGUGGCCUCCGGGGUCAUCCAGAUGACGGUGGACCACUUCACCAGAGCCAACGAGGGAACCUACACGGUCCAGAUCCACGACGGCAAGGCCAAGACCCAGAGCUCCCUGGUGCUGGUGGGAGACGUGUUCAAAGUCGCUCUGAAGGAGGCCGAGUUUCAGAGGAAGGAGCACAUCAGGAAGCAAGGUCCUCAUUUCUCUGAGUACCUGUACUUCACCGUCACUGAGGAUUGCACCGUCAUGCUCGCCUGCAAGGUGGCCAACGUGAAGAAGGAGACGUCCUUCCGCUGGUACAAAGAAGACGACGAGAUCGUUCCAGAAACUCUUCCCAAUGUGAUGUCUGGAGCCUGCGCUCUCCCCAUCCCUCUGUUUUCUAGGAAAGAUCAGGGCAUCUUCAAGGCCGUGCUCAGUGACGACAGAGGGAAGGACACAUCUCUGUUCGACAUAUCUGGCAACGUGUUUGAUGACAUCAUCAACGCCAUCGCCCGGAAUGCUGGUGCGUCCGCCUCCGAGCUGGUGCUGCAGUGCACACCAGAGGGCAUCCGGCUGCAGUGCUACAUGAACUACUACACGGAGGAGAUGAAGACCGCCUGGAAACACAAGGAGAGUAAGAUCGCCUCCUCGGAGAAGAUGCGCAUCGGGGGCACGGCGGAGAUGGCCUGGAUGCAGAUCUGUGACCCGUCCGACAAGGAGAAGGGAAGCUACUCCAUCGAGAUCUCAGACGGCGUGCAGACUCACGCCAGAACCUUCGACCUCUCCGGACAGGCAUACACCGAUGCCUACGAGGAGUACCUGAGGCUGAAGGUGGCGGCAUUUGCCGAGAAGAACCGCGGCCGGGUGGUGGGCGGUCUUCCUGACGUGGUCACCAUCAUGGAGGAGAAGUCCCUGAGCCUGACCUGCACCGUGUGGGGCGAGCCGACCCCCGAGGUCUCCUGGUUCAAGAACGAGCAGGAGGUGGCCUCCACCGAGCACGCCAAGGUCACCUUCGAGGGCGGCAAGUUCGCCAGCCUGGUGAUCACCAAAGUCACGCCCGACGACUCCGGCAAGUACAGCAUCAACGUGCGGAACAAGUACGGCGGCGAGUUCGUGGAGAUCACCGUCAGCGUCUACAAGCACGGCGAGAAGCUGCCCGAGCCCAAACUGGGACAGCCCAAAGCGGCCGCGGCGCCCGCCGCCGCCGAGCCGCCAAAGUCCCCGGCCACGCCCUCCAAGACCCCGACCCCUUCUAAGAGCCCGGCGUCCAUGAAGAGCCCGACUCCGGCCUCCACCCCGGUGCCCAAGUCCCCGACCCCGACUCCAAAGUCUCCGACCCCGCAGCGCGCCGUCAAGUCGCCCACCCCGACCCAGUCCCUGAAGUCUCCAACCCCACCGAGGAAGUAAACGACGGGGGGCGGGGUUACGUCUGAAAGGGGCGGGGUUACGUCUGAAAGAGGCGGGUUUCGUUUGAAAGAGGCGGGUUUCGUCUAAAAGAGGCGGGGUUACGUCCAAAGGGGGGAUUCAUUAGCAUGAGUGAAAUCAGGAGGCGUUGAAAGUUUUAUGUAGAAGUCGUCGCCGGAAGCUUUAGAGUCUUUGAGGGGGGGGGGAGGGGGGAGAAAGGCACAACAACUAAUAUAAAUAAAUAAACAAGAUGUUUACGUUCAGUGUUUUUAAAGCUGCACCUUCCACUCUGCGUUUAAGGAUACUUCCUGUUAAUUACAUCAUUUGAAUCUCAGCGGCGACGUCAGGUUUACACAAGCUGCCGUUAAAACGUUAAAACGUUACCAUAUACCUGGUUACCAUAGAAACGACGACCGAGACGAUGGACGUCAGAUCAAACGUUUGUUAUGAACAGGAAUUAACCUUCUUUUUUUUUUAAAGUGGCUGAUUGGGGGAUCUGGGGUUAAGUUGCUUCAGAUACCAGAUUAAUUAUUAUUGUUUAGUUUUUUCCCCCACAAUGCAUUGUGAUGGCAAUAAACUCUCAACCUCC